Messenger RNA from Dufourea novaeangliae, 1813 nucleotides. It is a transcript of the gene Liprin-beta, whose product is annotated as liprin-beta-1. Bases 143 to 1813 code for a protein of 556 amino acids. Lineage: Eukaryota; Metazoa; Arthropoda; Insecta; Hymenoptera; Halictidae. Gene Ontology annotation, biological process: neuromuscular junction development. The transcript has 10 exons. Gene Ontology annotation, molecular function: protein binding. The record is from RefSeq and is a predicted model, not a curated record. Gene Ontology annotation, cellular component: presynaptic active zone.
AUUGGGCGUUGUUCUCAACACCUGUUGCUUAUUCUUGGAUUGUCAUUUCAUGAUUUGAAUUAGUUUUUAAUUGUGUUCAAAGAAAUUAAAGACAUUAAUUUAUAAGUUUCUGUUUAAAUUAUGAUGCUAUUAGAUUAUAGCAAUGGGUAAAAGUGAAGGAAGGAAUGAUAUUACAAUACGUGCACGAGAUUCAACUUUUCUUCCAAAGACAUCGAGUGAGGCUAGUAAAAUGUUAGAAGCUGCUUUGUUGCAAAUGGAUGACAUCAUUUCUGGUGCUUGCAUAGAAACUAAUAAUGAGGGAUGUACAGAAUGGAAAGAUUCGGUAAAAGAGGCUACAAGAAAUCUUGUGACAGCAAUUAAAAGUACUCCAAGCCUUCCUUCUGCACCUGACGCAACCACUGUUGAGAUUUUGCUGAAGUGGAUGCAACCGGAACGUUUAAGGAAAUUAGAAAAUGAACGUGGAGCCUUACGCAUGGAAGUAUCAGUUUUAUCGGAGCAGGUAGAUGCACAAUCCAAUAAAAUUCAAGAACUGGAAAAUAUGCUGAGAGAAAAGAAAGAUUCUUUAAGAAGAAUGGAAGAGACUUUACAGCAAGAAAUACUUUCAAGGAGUUCUUUGGAAACGCAAAAAUUAGAACUAUUGAACUCUCUAUCAGAAAUGAAGCUCAGACUAGCUAGCUUGGAACAUGAAAAUCUUGCACUUCGCAGUACAAGUCCCGUGUUAAAUAGAGAGAAAUUUGGAAGGCAUACCAGCCAGUAUAGUAGUCUUCCUAGGCCCCUGAGUUCUUCAAAGAAAGGCGUAGUGUUCGUCGAAGAAAACAAAAAAGUUAUUAUAGAAAAUUCGAUUUGUCGAGCACAAAUGGUUCCUCAGAAACCUUUGGCAGACCUUUCAAUGGAAGAAAUUGGAGGGUGGCUUGAAGAUUUAGGAUUGGAAUGUUAUGCAAGUGAAUUAAGACGAUGGGGCGCUACUGGAUCAAAAAUACUUGAGUUUUCCCAACAGCAACUGGAAAAAGAAUUAGAAAUUAAGAAUGUUCUUCAUAGGAAGAAAUUAUUGUAUGCGAUAGAGUCAGAAAAAUCUGGUGGAAUUGAUUUUCUUGGGUCUGAUAAGAUGGAUAGUCCUGCGGUUCUACGUUGGCUUGAUGAUAUAGGUUUGCCACAACAUAAAGAAGCAUUUCAAAAUGGUAAAGUUGAUGGUAGAAUGUUACAUAGAUUGACUACUGAAGAUUUAUUAAGCCUUGGAGUGAAUGCACAGUUACAUGCUGCUAGCUUAAGAAGAGGAAUUCAGGUUCUACGGGAAUUAAAUUUUGAGUUCGACAAUCUUGAGAGAAGAUCUACAAGUGGUAACGAGGCAGAUGGUGGUAAUGUUCAUCUCUGGACAAAUCAUCGGGUAAUGGAGUGGCUUAGAGUAGUUGAUCUCGCAGAAUAUGCUCCUAACAUGAGAGGAUCAGGAGUACAUGGAGGUUUAAUGGUGUAUGAAGGAAGAUUUACGUCUGAAUUAUUGGCGACAUUACUUAGUAUUUCUCCUGGAAAAACUCUUCUCCGGAGACAUUUGACCACACAUUUUAAUAAAAUUCUUGGUAGAGAAGUUGUACAAACGAAAAGAGAAAUUGAAAAUACUCUGGGAUUUGUACCACUUACACUUACUGCUCGUUUGAAGAUACCAAAGAAAUCUCAAUUCACAUUAAAACGUAAGAAAAGCAAAAAUGAAGUGGAUUAUGGUAAUUUGGUCUGUCCUCUGGAAGCUUCUUCAUCAGGUUCUCCAUUGGAACCUGUUUCGACUCCAAGCAGCCCUAACUUGAAUUCACCCAUAUUCUAA